This is a messenger RNA of Prunus armeniaca (apricot), 663 nucleotides long. Lineage: Eukaryota; Viridiplantae; Streptophyta; Magnoliopsida; Rosales; Rosaceae. The record is from the annotation of a GenBank genome assembly.
AUGGAUUUCAUUGAGUCACCGGAUCCCCUUAUCCUUUUUGGUACAACUGUAGCUAUUGUUGUCAUUGUGGCUGCUGCUUAUCUCUUCACCCCCAAGAAUCGCAAAGGUUCACGCCAAGUGAUAAUAUCUGAAUCUUCGGCGAUGUUAAAACGAUUACUUUUCAGUUCUUUUGGUGUUCCGUCGGGAUCGAUCAUUGACACCUACACUGCCAAUCCGACAUAUCCCAAGAAUUUCGUUCGACUGGGGGCUCAUAUUAAACUUAUCAAGCACGUUAAUGAGCGAAUAGAAGAGGAGAAGAUGGAUCAGUAUAGGACUGUGUGGAUCCCCAUUGCGGAGGAAAAGCAGUGGAAGGCACACGAGGAAGACAAUUACUUAUUGCACAUUGCUGAAAGACUGUCAUGCUACACAGCUAGACCACACCCAGAAUGCAUCAAAAACAUCAAGAAAACAUACCAAUUAGACAAGAAGAAGGAGUUUUUGUCGUUGGUGGAGAUGGACGAAAGUGGCAAUGAUGAAAAAUCCGAUCCUGCCAUCACAAUUGUCAAGGAAAGAAUGAAGCGGUUGGCUUCAAACCCUGACGGAAAAGUAAGGAAAGUAAUGAACAGAAGCCCUUUUGCUGCACUUCACAAUCAUCACUGGAAGCAUUUCGGGAGAGAUUUGUGA